Saccharomyces mikatae IFO 1815 is the source of this 1380-nucleotide messenger RNA. RefSeq names its product Ytp1p (gene YTP1). NCBI's taxonomy places the organism in Eukaryota, Fungi, Ascomycota, Saccharomycetes, Saccharomycetales, Saccharomycetaceae. The transcript has a single exon. Bases 1 to 1380 code for a protein of 459 amino acids. The record is from RefSeq and is a predicted model, not a curated record.
AUGACAAAACCUAACACGAAAACGAUCCAUGGGUUCUCCAAAAUUAUAAGCAUAUGUUUACUGGCAUGUUUUUUCAUCGAUAAAGUUUACGGUGAUAUGGAAAACGACAUGGGAAUGGAUGAUACUUCUGAGUACACUAGGCCGGAAAUUGUGAACGCUGGAUCAAAAUCUUUUCACUGGCUCUGCACGCUAGGAUUUCUGUUGCUUUUACCAUCUGUGGUCACAUGCCUCUCGUUUGCCGGAAAGAUAUAUUCUGCCACGUUUUUACAAUGUAUUUGUGCUUCCUAUGCCUUCUUGGAAGCUGCUGUAUUUAGAUUUCAAGACAACAACGGGGUUGAAAACAGAACUUCAAGGGGAACUGCAUGGUUUUUGGCGGGACUUACCUGGAUAUCUGUAUUCUUUGGAGGAUUAGCGGGAGGAACUGGCUUCUUAGUCAGGAGCAAGAGAUUGCAAACGUUCACAUCAAAUACAGGUGAGAAAACACUGUCAUACGUUCAUCGCGGUUUAUCCUUUUUAACUGUUCUUACGGGUUGGAUUAAAGUUUGCUUAGCACCAGUUGCGCUCUUUGGAUUCUGUAGAGAGACACAUACAGGGCAGUGCAUCGCCCAUGGUAUCAUGGGAUCCGCGUUUGUACUAUACGGGUUCAUUUAUGUGUUUGUUUUGGUCGUGCCAUGGAUUCGCAGUGAUCAAACUUCAUACUCUCAGGAUUAUGUGGACAGUUGGGUAAUGUGCGUAUGGGGCGUUGUGAAUACCUUUACGGAACAUAGAUGGGGACGUGAAGGAUGGAGUGUUCAUGAUUACCAACAUACAUUUAUGGGAAUUAUCUGGUGGGCCGGUGGUAUACUGGGGAUUUUCCUUUCUAGAAAUGGUAGACGAACAUUUGUGCCUAGUUUAAUCAUUAUUUUCACCGGCUGGGCCAUGUCUGAACACGCUCAGCAUUUAAUAAUUAGUACAAAAGUGCACAACAUGUUUGGGUUGGUUUUGAUGUGUGGAGGUGCCUUAAGAAUCAUCGAGAUAUCUUUUCUGCUAAAAGACAAAAGAACACUAGAAAAGAUACAUUCAUUUCAAUACCUCGCCCCUUUUUGCCUAGUAUGCUCAGGUCUCCUGUUUAUGGGUGCAAAUGAAGAGCAGCUCAUUCUAGUAUUGAGGCUGGGUGGGGACCAUAGUGCGUAUGUUUUACUUAUCGUUUCUGGUGCAUUUCUAGUCUACUUCUGGAUGGUUGCAUGCUUGGAAUUUUAUCUAUACUUGAUUGAAAAGGAAAAACAAGGAUUCCUUCCGAAGCCAUACGACCUUCAAAACGAAAACAAUAACGUCGGACUUGAGUUAAAUAAUAUAUCGGACAAUGACGUGGAUAUGUAUGCACAUUCCUUUAAUGUUUGA